AUGCCUUUUAAAGCAUUUGAUACCUUCAAAGAAAAAAUUCUGAAACCUGGAAAGGAAGGAGUGAAGAAUGUCGUGGGAGAUUCGUUGGGGAUUUUACAAAGGAAAAUAGAUGGGACAAAUGAGGAAGAAGAUAACAUCGAGCUGAAUGAAGAAGGAAGGCCAGUACAGGAAUCCAGGCAAGGGCCUGCACUCUGCAAUUGCCACUGUUGGGGCAUCCCCAAGCGUUACAUCAUUGCCAUCAUGAGUGGGCUGGGCUUCUGCAUUUCCUUUGGGAUUCGGUGCAAUCUUGGGGUAGCCAUUGUAGAAAUGGUCAACAACAGCACUGUGUAUGUGGAUGGAAAACCAGAAAUUCAGAUAGCACAGUUUAACUGGGAUCCAGAGACUGUGGGUCUUAUCCAUGGAUCUUUUUUCUGGGGUUACAUUGUGACACAAAUUCCAGGUGGCUUCAUUUCCAACAAGUUUGCAGCAAACAGGGUCUUUGGAGCAGCCAUCUUCCUAACAUCUACUCUGAACAUGUUUAUCCCUCCGGCUGCCCGAGUACAUUAUGGCUGUGUCAUAUGCGUCAGGAUCUUGCAAGGCCUCGUGGAGGGUGUGACCUACCCAGCCUGCCACGGAAUGUGGAGUAAGUGGGCACCACCUCUGGAGAGAAGCCGACUGGCCACGACUUCUUUUUGUGGCUCCUAUGCAGGGGCAGUGAUUGCCAUGCCUCUGGCAGGGGUGCUGGUUCAGUACGUCGGCUGGGCUUCCAUCUUUUAUAUUUAUGGUAUGUUUGGGAUCAUCUGGUACUUGUUUUGGCUGUUGCAGGCCUAUGAGUGUCCAGCAGCUCACCCAACAAUAUCCACUGAAGAAAGAACCUACAUAGAGACAAGUAUAGGAGAAGGAGCCAAUUUGGUUAGUCUAAGUAAAUUUAAUACACCAUGGAAAAGAUUUUUUACAUCAUUGCCUGUGUAUGCAAUAAUUGUGGCAAAUUUUUGCAGAAGCUGGACCUUUUAUUUGUUGUUAAUAAGUCAGCCUGCUUAUUUUGAAGAGGUUUUUGGAUUUGCAAUAAGCAAGGUGGGUCUCUUGUCAGCGGUUCCUCAUAUGGUCAUGACCAUCAUCGUGCCCAUUGGAGGACAGUUGGCUGAUUAUUUAAGAAGCAGAAAAAUUUUGACCACAACUGCAGUCCGAAAAAUCAUGAAUUGUGGAGGCUUUGGCAUGGAAGCCACCUUACUCCUGGUGGUUGGCUUUUCCCACACCAAAGGAGUUGCCAUCUCCUUUCUCGUACUGGCUGUAGGAUUCAGUGGUUUCGCUAUUUCAGGUUUUAAUGUCAACCACCUGGAUAUUGCACCCCGCUAUGCCAGCAUUCUCAUGGGGAUUUCAAAUGGAGUUGGAACUCUUUCUGGAAUGGUCUGUCCCCUCAUUGUUGGUGCAAUGACCAAGCACAAGACCCGUGAGGAAUGGCAGAAUGUUUUCCUCAUUGCCGCUCUGGUGCACUACAGUGGGGUGAUCUUCUAUGGGAUAUUUGCAUCAGGGGAGAAACAGGUCUGGGCUGAUCCUGAGAAUCUCUCUGAGGAGAAGUGUGGAAUCCUUGACCAAGAUGAACUAGCUGAGGAGGCAGAACUCAACCAUGAGAGUUUUGUAAGCCCCCAAAAGAAGAUGUCCUAUGGAGCUACCACCCAGAAUUGUGAGCUCCAGAAGGAAUGGAAAACACAGAGAGGGGUGGUCCUUGAUGAGGAAGAGCUGAUGUCUUACCAGAAUGAAGAGGGAGACUUCUCAGACAUGUCAUAA
This is a messenger RNA of Suncus etruscus (white-toothed pygmy shrew), 1767 nucleotides long. It is a transcript of the gene SLC17A8, whose product is annotated as solute carrier family 17 member 8. Gene Ontology annotation, biological process: synaptic transmission, glutamatergic; regulation of synapse structure or activity; transmembrane transport. The transcript is spliced from 12 exons. Lineage: Eukaryota; Metazoa; Chordata; Mammalia; Eulipotyphla; Soricidae. Gene Ontology annotation, molecular function: neurotransmitter transmembrane transporter activity; L-glutamate transmembrane transporter activity. Gene Ontology annotation, cellular component: synaptic vesicle membrane; excitatory synapse. The coding region runs from base 1 to 1767 and encodes 588 amino acids. The record is from RefSeq and is a predicted model, not a curated record.